Molecule: messenger RNA, 7978 nt
Organism: Mus musculus (house mouse)
Lineage: Eukaryota; Metazoa; Chordata; Mammalia; Rodentia; Muridae
Gene: Fyco1
Product: FYVE and coiled-coil domain containing 1
Exons: 18
Coding region: 494-4807 (1437 amino acids)
Biological process (GO): plus-end-directed vesicle transport along microtubule; positive regulation of autophagosome maturation
Cellular component (GO): lysosome; late endosome; endosome
Molecular function (GO): metal ion binding
Source: RefSeq, a predicted model, not a curated record
GCCAUCCGUGAAGCAUGCCGGGAGUUGUAGGCCAUCCGUGAAGCAUGCCGGGAGUUGUAGGCCAUCCGUGAAGCAUGCCGGGAGUUGUAGGCCAUCCGUGAAGCAUGCCGGGAGUUGUAGGCCAUCCGUGAGGCAUGCCGGGAGUUGUAGUCCGCGCGCGCUCUGGGGCUACUGGGCGCUUCAUGGCAGUCGGCUCUGUGCUCGCCUACUCUUCCGCUCGGCCCUAGAAAGUUUCGUUUCUGCCCAGCGGAGGACCCACGAGCGUGUAAGUGCCGCAGGCGCCCGGACAGGCAUCGGGGACACUGGGGCCUUUCUGGACGUCGGCGCGGAAGCUUCGUGGGGGCGUGGGUCGUCCCCUCCCACACAGGGCGCCUCGGGAGAACCCUCUCUCCAGAGAGGUGCUACCAUGGAGUCUGACCAUUGCUGACCAGCAGCCACACAGCACUGAAGUGAUAGCCUGCUUGGACCUACACAUCUAAGAAAGAGGAAAGCCAUGGCUUCUAGCAGCACUGAGACUCAGCUCCAGAGGAUCAUCCGUGAUCUACAAGAUGCAGCGACAGAACUAAGCCAUGAAUUUAAGGAAGGCGGAGAGCCAAUCACAGAUGACAGCACCAGUUUGCACAAGUUUUCUUACAAACUUGAGUAUCUUCUGCAAUUUGAUCAGAAGGAGAAGGCGAGCCUCCUGGGAAGCAAGAAAGACUACUGGGAUUACUUUUGUGCGUGCCUAGCCAAGGUGAAAGGAGCAAAUGAUGGCAUUCGAUUUGUCAGGUCCAUCUCUGAGCUCCGAACAUCUCUGGGGAAAGGGAGAGCCUUCAUUCGCUACUCUUUGGUGCACCAGAGGCUGGCAGACACCUUGCAGCAGUGCUUCAUGAACACUAAAGUGACCAGUGACUGGUAUUAUGCAAGAAGCCCCUUUCUGAAGCCAAAGCUGAGCUCUGACAUUGUGGGUCAACUGUAUGAGCUGACUGAGGUUCAGUUUGAUCUAGCACCAAGAGGCUAUGACUUGGAUGCCGCCUGGCCAACAUUUGCCAGGAGGACGCUAGCCACCAGCACGUCUGCUUACAUGUGGAAACCCCCCAGCCGAAGCUCCAGCAUGAGUAGUUUAGUGAGCAACUACUUGCAGACUCAGGAGAUGGCCUCCAGUCUUGACCUGAAUUGUUCUCUAAACAAUGAAGCACUAGAAAGCUUCGACGAGAUGCGGCUGGAGCUGGACCAGUUGGAGGUUCGGGAGAAACAGCUACAAGAACGUGUACAGCAGCUAGACAGGGAGAACCAAGCACUGCGAAUGUUGGUCAGCAGACAAGGGGGGCAGCUUCAGGUAGAGAAGGAGAUGGGGUACCUUGCAGUCGAGGACAGCAUUGGCCUUGUGAGCCUGGUAGCAGAACUCCAGAAGCAGGGGGACGUCAGCCAGGCCACAGUGAAGAAGCUACAGUCAUGUCUGCAGGCCUUGGAGCUAAAUGUAGACAAGAAAGAGUACAGUCCCUCAGCCUUGCAGCUUGAGAACAUGGCGAAGGAGCUUGACACUGUGAGAGGCUCCUUGGGUAGGGAGAACCAGCUCCUGGCCAGCCUUUCAGAGCGCCUUGCUAGGGCAGAGAAAGGGGAAAAGACACCUCCAGACACAGAGCUUCAUCAGGAGCCAGUUCCUGCGGAUCUGGUGCUCAAGUUCCAGGAGCUGAAGGGAAAACUUCAAGCCCUAGAAGGAGAGAACACCGAGGCCCAGGAGCUCAACAGGCAGCAGAGUAUCAAGCUAGAGCAACUGGCCAAGGAACUACAGCUGAAGGAGGAGGCCCGGGCUAGCCUAGCACACUUAGUGAAGGAUGUGGUCCCACUUCAGGAAGAGCUGUCUGGAAAGAAGCAAGAGUCAGCUCAGCUCCGACGACAGCUUCAGGAAUCCCUGGCCCACUUGAGCUCUGUGGAGGAGGAGCUGGCUGAAGCCAGGCAGCAGGAAAAGCAGCAUCGAGAAGAAAAGCAGCUACUGGAGCAGGAAGCCACGUCUCUUACAUGGCAGCUGCAGCUCCUAGAGACCCAGCUAGGACAGGUGAGUCAGCUUGUAAGUGACCUGGAGGAGCAGAAGAAGCAACUCAUGCAGGAGAGAGACCAUCUCAGCCAGAGAGUGGGCACACUGGAGCAGCUAGCCGAGGUGCAUGGCCCGCCACAGUCUGCGGAGAUGCCGGAAAAGAGGCAGCAGUGCCUCCGGGAAGAACAGGUAAACAAUAGCACAGUGUCAGAGGCAGAGCAGGAGGAGUUGCAGAAGGAGCUGCAGAACAUGGUUGACCGCAACCAGCUCCUCGAAGGCAAACUGCAGGCCUUGCAAACUGACUAUAAGGCACUGCAGCAGCGAGAGGCAGCAAUCCAGGGCUCUUUAGCCUCCCUGGAAGCUGAACAGGCUAGCAUCCGGCACCUGGGAAACCAGAUGGAAGCAAGCCUCCUGGCUGUGAAGAAAGCCAAAGAGACUAUGAAAGCCCAGGUGGCAGAGAAGGAGGCUGCCCUGCAGAGUAAGGAGAGUGAGUGCCAGAGGCUGCAGGAAGAGGCAGAUCAGUGCCGGCUUCAGGCAGAGGCCCAGGCCCAGGAGCUCAGAGCUCUUGAGAACCAGUGCCAGCAGCAGAUUCAGCUGAUUGAGGUCCUCUCUGCAGAGAAAGGCCAACAGGGACUCAGCCUGCCCCAAGUCAACACAGACCAACUGGCCCUGUCUCAAGCACAGCUGGAAAUCCACCAGGGGGAAGCCCAGCGGUUACAGAAUGAGGUGGUGGACCUCCAGGCCAAGCUCCAGGUGGCCCUAGGUGAUCGAGACAAGUUACAGAGCCAGCUGGGUGUGGCUGAGACAGUUCUAAGGGAGCACAAGACCCUGGUGCAACAACUGAAAGAGCAGAAUGAAGCCCUCAACAGGGCCCAUGUUCAGGAGCUGCUUCAGUGCUCAGAGAGAGAGGGGAUACUACAGGAGGAGAGCAUCUACAAGGCCCAGAAGCAGGAACAAGAGCUACGAGCCCUGCAGGCAGAGCUGUCACAGGUGAGGUGCAGCUCUGAGGGAGCCCACCUGGAACAUGCAGAGCUGCAAGACCAGCUGCACCGAGCCAACACAGACACAGCUGAGCUUGGUAUACAGGUCUGUGCACUGACAGCUGAGAAGGAUCGAAUGGAGGAGGCCCUGGCCAGCCUAGCCCAGGAGCUCCAGGACUCCAAAGAGGCAGCACUACAGGAACGAAAGGGCUUGGAGCUCCAAGUGAUGCAACUUCAGCAAGAGAAGGAGAAGUUGCAGGAAAAGGUGAAGGCAGCUGAGGAGGCAGCCAGUUCAUUCUCUGGUCUGCAGGCACAGCUGGCCCAGGCUGAGCAGCUAGCCCAGAGCCUCCAAGAGACUGCACACCAGGAACAAGAUGCCCUCAAGUUCCAACUAAGUGCUGAGAUUAUGGACCACCAGAACCGAUUAAAGACAGCCAAUGAAGAGUGUGGGCACCUCAGGGCCCAGCUAGAAGAACAAGGCCAGCAGCUGCAAAUGACUAAGGAGGCUGUGCAGGAACUGGAGAUCACCAAGGCGGCCAUGGAGGAGAAGCUGAAUUGCACCAGUAGCCACCUUGCAGAGUGCCAGGCCACUUUACUGCGCAAAGAUGAAGAAAGCACUAUGCUUCAAACCAGUCUAGAAAGAACACAGAAGGAACUUGAAAAGGCUACAUCAAAAAUUCAAGAAUAUUACAACAAACUCUGCCAAGAGGUGACAAACAGGGAAAGGAAUGACCAGAAGAUGCUUGCAGACCUCGAUGACCUGAACAGAACCAAGAAAUACCUUGAGGAGCGGCUGAUAGAGCUGCUCAGGGACAAAGAUGCUCUCUGGCAAAAAUCCGAUGCACUGGAAUUCCAGCAGAAGCUCAGUGCUGAAGAGAAAUGUCUUGGGGACAUGGAAGUCAACCACUGCCAUGACUGCAAGCGGGAGUUCAGCUGGAUAGUGCGACGGCACCACUGCAGGAUAUGUGGCCGUAUCUUCUGUUACUACUGCUGUAAUAACUAUGUUGUGACUAAGCCCAGUGGCAAGAAGGAACGCUGCUGCCGAGCCUGCUUCCAGAAGUUCGGCGAAGGCUCUGGAUCCAAUGAUAGCAGUGGUUCAGGCACUAGCCAGGGAGAGCCCAGCCCCAUGGUGUCACCAGCUGAAGCAAGUCCCCAGUCCAUAGGAAGCCAAGGGAUAAACUCAGUCUGCAGACCACCAGACGAUGCUGUGUUUGACAUCAUCACUGAUGAAGAACUGUGCCAGAUCCAAGAAUCUGGCUCCUCCUUGCCUGAAACACCCACUGAAACUGAUUCAAUGGACCCGAAUACGGCUGAACAGGACACCACAUCAAACUCAUUAACCCCUGAAGACACUGAAGACGUGCCCAUGGGGCAAGAUGCUGAAAUCUGCUUGCUGAAGUCAGGAGAGCUGAUGAUCAAAUUACCCCUCACAGUAGAGGAGGUCGCCAGCUUCGGGGAGGGCAGCAGGGAGCUGUUUGUGAGGUCCAGUACCUACAGCCUGAUCACCAUCACCGUGGCUGAGCCUGGCCUCACCAUCAGCUGGGUCUUCUCUUCUGAUCCCAAGAGCAUCUCCUUCAGUGUGGUCUUCCAAGAGACAGAAGACACGCCGCUCGACCAGUGCAAGGUCCUCAUUCCCACCACCCGAUGCAAUUCCCACAAGGAGAACAUCCGGGGCCAGCUGAAGGUCCGAAUCCCUGGCAUCUACUUGCUCAUCUUUGACAACACCUUUUCAAGAUUUAUCUCCAAAAAAGUGCUUUACCACCUGACUGUUGACCGGCCUGUGAUCUACGAUGGAAGCGAUUUCCCAUAGCAUCAGUACCUGAACUCUAAUUAGCUCUUCAUCAUCCACAGGAAACACUACUCCUCCUCACCUAUCUCAUUAAACAUGAACACGCACACUCAUCCACAAAAUUUUAAAUAUUAAAAAAUUAGAAGCAAAAGAAAGAAAAUCAGCUGUGCCCCCAGCUCAGCAGUUCUGCAGCUUUGGCAGAGGCCUUGGGCUCCACAGUGCGCUUGGCUCCAUGCAGCCGUUACUCUCAGGUCCCAGAGCCCCUAAGAACAAGGUACAAGACUCAGCCUUUUCAUCCAAAGUGACACCAUUAACCACACCUGGGAUCACAGCUGGUAACAAUCUACUGUGUGGUAUUUUUCAGGCCAGACGUGGUCUUGAUAGUAUAUCUACUCUUCAACAGCCAAGAUUGUAGGCCAAGGGCCACUGCCCUGGCCACUUUGUGAAGCCUUGGGUAGUCCUAGGAGAAAAACACUACAGGGUCAUCAUGUCAAAGAUGCCCCCAUUCGUUAAUUUCCCCAUAAGUGGGGUCUGCUUCUUCCACUCAGCGACUUUGGGAGGCCAGAGUUGUUGUGCUGUUCUCCUGAGCCUUUGUCUGCUCGGGGGCUUUGUUCAGCAAGGCCACUCAGCAGAUCUAAAUCACCACCACCACCACCACCACACACACACACUCACACACACACACACUCACACUCACACACACACACUCACACACACACACACUCACACACACACACUCACACACACACUCACACACACACACACACACACACUCUCACACACACACACACACACACACACACACACACUCACACACACACACACACACACACUCACACACACACACACUCACACAUACACACACACACACACACACACUCACACACACACACACUCACACACACACACACACACACACACUCAGGAACCAAACAGAGGUCUAGGAAAAAGCAACUACUACAUGAAGGCUUCAGCUCUGCAUAUGGACAGCAGGAGUCCAAAUACAGGCUAAGUUCCCUACAGUGGCACCAAAGCUCACGUGUCAGCCUAGAGCCCAUCUGUGAUUAUAAACUAGAGUUUCUGCCUCAGCUGCAGACAGCUGUUUACUAAUGAGUGGGGCUGGGGUAAGACCUACUGUCAAUCCCUGCAACCUUUCUAUGAAAGAAAAGUCUUUGGUAACUUAAGAGGCUACCUAGUGGAAGAACAGGACAUAACUUCCAUUUGUCACUCCCUCCCUGUUUGCCUACUUCCUGCUAGUUAGCUCACACCUGAUGUUGUAGACAGUUUACUGUUUCUUUUUCUAGGACAGGCAAAUAGAUAGCUUAGAUAGCUUCCUGUUCUCUCUGGCCCCUUCUUACUCCUACCACCAAGAAUUUACCCAUGAUGGCAACUUUGUUCAGUGUGAAGAAGCCAGCAUGUUCAGCUGAGCCUUUGAAGGCUACCCUGGGUUCUUGUGGGUCUGUAUGUGGCCUGAGAUUGCUAAAAGCCAAAUUAUCUUACCUUUGAACCCUUCUACCCUCUUGCAAAUGGAAUGCUGAAGCCAGCUUGUUCAAUAGAUCAACAGCAUCCAGUACCAAAUAGGAUCUCAUUUUUAUUGCUUGGAUUUUCCAGGGUAUAUUGGAGACACUGGCCAAACUCAUGGCCUUCUGCUGGUGUCACUGCCACCAUCUUCAUCAAGAGCCAUCAUUCACUGAGUUGCUGCUGUGUUGGUGGCCUGGGAGGGGCCUGAGACCUUACAUUUGAGUUCAUCCUGAACUCAGUCACUCAUCAGGAGGCCCAUGUGGUUCUUGUGAAGCUCAGACCUGAGGUGAGAGGCUCCAGUGCUGACUGCAUAGUACUCCACUAGGCAUAUACCAACUCUGUUUUUAAUAGUCUAUUUUUGUGCUAAAUGGGCUUUGUACUGUACUUGCUCCAGUCUGCUGAGCACUAGGUUACUAGAGAACAUUUGGCCCUGUGUAAGUGUGCCUUUCAUACAUAGCUUUAUGGUUUUAAGUAGUCCCCAGUUUUACUGGGGUUUAGUCAUUGGAGUAAAUUUUUGAAAAAUGCAAUUGACAACUGAAGAAUCAUUAAGGAAGAUGAUGGCCCAGCUGGAUUUAAUUACACCAAAGAUCAUAAGGAAACAUCCUUGAGAUCUUGGUGAUUCUCUUCCUGAGGGCAGCCUCUCCUCUAAUGACUCAGCCUAUUCCUAACAGUCAGGUCAGUAGUGUUGCCAGCUGCCUGCUCGCCAAUACCACUGAAGCACUAUGAGACUUCACCCACCUUGAGACAGAGUGGCCCUCCGUGUCUGAGUGGACUUUGAGAGUAUUGCUGACUGAAGUACCCAGGAUUCUAGCUAGUCCUAGACCAAGAGCAGGCAAAGGAAUUCUCAAACAGGAAUCUGGAACUGAAAAUUUCCAUAUGGUUUUGGAGGUAGAAAUGAAGAGCCAUAUAUAAACAAAGAUGUUAUUUCUGAACAAUUUCAAUUGCCCCCCCCCCCAGGUAAUCAAACCACUCCUGGCCCAAAAAGAAGGAAAUCGUGUAGAUAUGGUUUGAUGAUCAUAGGGUUUUGUUUUUAAACUCAAACUCAGUGGUUCAACCUGUGAGAAUUCUUUAAACUGAGAAAAAAACAUUCUUGGCUCACAGGUUUUGGAAAAGGAGGCAGAGAGGAGAGACAUCUUUGACUCCUCAGAACCAGGGAGUGCAAUACAAAGACUAUUGAGUGCUGCUCACAUUUACAAAAACGAACACUACUUGGUAGAAUCUUAGCACACUUUCCUUGUCUCAUUUCAUUUCUUCUGAGGAAACAGGAAAGUUAAUUCAUAAUUUCCUUUUCCCUCUCAAGCACUUUUUAAAUUUCCAGAGACCUCUGAUCAAGGGUCAUUUUUAGAGCCUUUUGAUGUGUGUUUAAUCUCACUCAAUGUUCUUUUGGUGACUGCAGUGAUACUGAGCCUCCGUGGGAAGGCUUAACAGUUAGAGUGCACUUUAAUUCAUUAAUUCACGAUCCAUGUGGCCUUAUAAUAAUGGGUCAAGGAACCCAUUUCAUUCUUGCCUGCCAAAGAGUUACACAGAAGCACAUCAAACACCAGCACUUCACCUGCACGAAGGGAUGAGACUGGGAUCCCUGAGUAAACUUCUUUAAUAGUGUGUGCUAUGCCAUUUGGAAAUGUUUUUUAACCUCAGGUUUUAAAUAAAGCAAAUACUGUGGCAUUUGGA